UUCCACAGUCCAGUCCCAUCUAACAUUACAUUACAACACAGGGAGGACUGCGUUUGCGCAUGCCAGGAACAUGCAUAUGCAGAUGUGAAUCUGCGCUUAUCAACUUUGCAAAAGACUGAAACAUAAAUCGUUUUUGCUCACGGGAACACCAAAAAGUAUCCAAAUAAUGGCAAUCCUGAAGCAUUUGACGACAGCAUGCUGGAAGAACUUUCAAGACGUCCGGCUAAAUAAGCAGCUCUUCAUUUUGCGCGCAAUACACAAGCCAGCAACCAGCGAUGCUUUUGGGAUCUCCGCGGCUGAAAAAGAAGCCAUACCUGAGAAAUUGAUCACACCAGCGGAUGGCGGGAAAACCAGAAUCAAGACCCUGAAGGAGAUGCCUGGACCCAGCACCCUAGCCAACUUGAUCGAGUUUUUCUGGAGAGACGGGUUUAGCAGAAUUCACGAAAUUCAGCUGGAGCACAGGAAGAAGUAUGGCAAAAUUUUCAAAUCCCGUUUUGGACCCCAGCUGGUGGUCUCUGUGGCAGACCGUGACCUGGUGGCUGAGGUGCUGAGGGCUGAGGGCAUGACCCCUCAGAGAGCUAACAUGGAUUCUUGGAAGGAGUACAGAGACAUGAGAGGCCAUUCCACUGGCCUCAUCUCAGCGGAGGGAGAACAUUGGCUAAAGAUGCGGAGUGUGCUCAGACAGCUCAUCAUGCGUCCCCAUGACGUAGCAGUCUUCUCUGAUGACCUGAACGAAGUGGUAGAUGACCUGAUCAAGAGAGUUUGUAUUACGCGCACCCAGGAGUCUGCAACUGUCCUCAAUGUGAAUGACCUCUUCUUCAAAUAUGCCAUGGAAGGUGUGGCAGCCAUUUUGUACGAGUGCCGACUAGGCUGUUUGGAAGAUGAGAUUCCCCAGGAAACCCAAGACUACAUCAGUGCACUUCACCUCAUGUUCCGCUCCUUCAAGACAUCCAUGUAUGCUGGAGCGAUACCCAAGUGGCUCAGACUUCUCAUCCCCAAACCAUGGGAGGAGUUCUGUCUCUCCUGGGAUGGCCUCUUCAAAUUCAGCCAUAUUCACGUUGAUAAGAGGCUCACAGAGAUAAAGGCCCAGCUGGAGCGGGGAGAGGAGGUGAAGGGGGGACUGCUCACACACAUGCUCAUUACCAAGGAGAUGAGCAUAGAGGAGAUAUACGCCAACGUAACGGAGAUGCUACUGGCUGGGGUUGACACGACAUCCUUCACCCUUUCCUGGGCCAGCUACCUGUUAGCGCGGCACCCUCAUAUACAGCAGCAAAUCUUUACGGAAGUGACAAGGACUCUGGGACCUGGAGCAAUUGCCACAGCUGACGAUGUCCCUCGUCUGCCUCUCAUCAGAGGGCUGGUCAAAGAGACUCUCAGGCUUUAUCCAGUUCUCCCAGGCAAUGGACGGAUUACCCAGGAUGACUUGGUGGUGGGCGGAUACUUCAUCCCCAGAGGGACUCAGUUGGCCCUGUGCCAUUACUCCACAUCUUUGGAUGAAGAGAACUUUGCUGAUGCUUCAGACUUCCGACCAGAUCGCUGGAUUCGGAAAGAGUCCACAGAUCGUGUUGACAACUUUGGCUCGAUUCCCUUUGGCUACGGACUCAGGAGCUGCAUCGGCAGGAGAAUAGCAGAGUUAGAGAUGCAUCUAGCUCUCACAAGGCUCAUUCAAAGGUUCCACAUUGGCACGUCACCACUCACUGCUGAUGUCCAGGCCAAAACCCAUGGCCUGCUCUGCCCUGCUGCCCCUAUCCAUCUGCAGUUCCUCGACAGGAAAAUUGCAUAAUGUUUUGUUUUUAGGCUGAAAAAAAACUUCACAUACCUGUAAACAUUAUUUUGCAUUUGAGUUUUGAGAUCUUUAUUUGGAAACUUUUGCACUCGUAUUGCAGACUGUUCAUUCAGAGCUGAUUUUACAACACCUAUGAUACAGCCUAUUCCGGCGCUGCUCCCCACCAGCAUUCCCUGCUGGGUCCCCCCUGCCCUGGGCCUGAAAACCUCCUACCGCCAUCUAAAGCUCCUGUGCUAGAGGCGUAAACAGUAACACCAACAUUCCCCCGGUGCUCUGAAGUCUCAGUCCGGGCAGAGUCAGCUAAUAGGACUGCUAGCUGCACGCUAACUAGCUAACAGCAGCUACAGUUAGCUGUUAUUUUAACAACAAGUGCAGAUCUGUCCAUCAGGAAACUCCGUAAAUCAGAGAGUUUAGGCGAAGCAGCCAGAGGACAUCAGAUGGAAAACCAGAAAAUAUUUUCUCCAUAAAACAUAAUCUAGUUUCACCAAAAUCAGUGUAUAAAGUUGUGUUUUUGUACAGUAGUCAGUGAGGCCUGGCUCCCAGAAACACUCUGCUCAGGCGCUGUCUAUCAUUUUCCCAACAUAAUUCUUGUCUCUUUAGUGGUCUGAGAAACAGUAAAUUCAGUGAAUUCUAAUCCCCAUAUUGCUAUUUUCCAACCUACUGUCUGCACACCAUUUGACAGUUGUCGUAGCCGGCAUAUACGCCUGAUCCACUACAAAAUUUCAGCGACGAGAGCGACGUUUACGUCACCACGACCACAUGGCCCAUACAAACAAACAAGUUGAGGAAGACUGUUAAGACCGAUAACUGAUUGUCGUUCAGGAUUACAUAAAAUCAUAUUGUGAACAUUACUGUCCAUGCUGGCAAUUAUUUGUCAACUAGGAAAGCUACCAUGGUUUUUGCCUUGUAGGCCGACAUUUGUUUUAUCAGCUGACAAUUACGUGGUUGCUGCCGCUGACUGACAGAUUACAGUCCAUUUAAAUUGUUUUACCGGCCCUCACCAUUACGUGUGUUAAGCAGGCCACCGGCACACUAAAAUGGAGGAGACAGGUCUGACUGCAGCCACAGCGGACACACUUCACACUACAUAAUGGUCACACAUACCUGUCUCCAUAGAGGUCCCUGCAAAGACGUCAUCUAAACUUUCCCUGUCUGACUCAGGUUAAUCUGUUUGUUAAAAAUGCAUAAAACAGACAUCAUUUGGACUGUCUGACAUGAGCAUCAAAUAUUGUUGUAUUCAUUAAAUUCAUGAUGAAUGGUCCAACCUUGAAAUAGGCAAAUACAUACAGUAUGUGGUGUAUUAUGCAACAGACUGGCCAUUCAUUCGAUUUCUUGUACUGCAACAAUAAAUAACUUGAAUAAAGUAGUCCAACCUGAUCACAUGAAUGAUGCAUUAUGCUCUAAUUUGCGUCACAGAAUAACAUUCAAAACUAGAUAUGAUCAAUCUUUCUUUAUUAAAAGGCUAUGUACCACAGUCCUUUUACAGUUUCUCGAUUGCUAAGACACAUUUCUUGAAAGCUGCUCUCCUUUUCUCUAAACUGUGAACACAAAACACAAUUUUCAAGCUACAUUCACAAAACCUCAGACUCUUCUUGCAAAACCAAACUUUCACCUCAAAACAGUUCAAUCUGUGCUCAAAACUGAACUAUGUUGUCAAAUCGUGCCCCAAGUCAAUCAAAAUUAAAAACACUACUGAACAGUCACUAAACACUACGUAGAAAAAUAGAAAACACAAUGCUCAGGACAUGAAGCUGGAGAAAUACAUGUUUAUUGUUCACUGUAGGCUAAAUGCAUGUUGCAAAACAAAAAAACCUGUGCAUUUAGCACUUGUACAAAAAGACAAAACAGAAAUUUUAUGUGUUUGCCACUCAUGUACAGUAAGCCCAUGUGGCAGUCUUUCAAUUCUACAAAAAGAGAACAUGGAGUUACAAAAAAUAUACAUGGAAUACUAGGCCUACAAACAGUUAGACCAACCCUCAAUUACAAUACUACAGUAUAUUGGUACAGUGAUGUACUGAAACAUAUUUACUUACAGUAUACUGUGGUACAGUAUAUAGUAUGUCAUACAGUAAUUGCUGUCAACAUUUACAUACUGUACUAUAAUGUCAAAAAAAGGUAAUUACCUGUUCUCUUCUCUAAAUCUUCGGAUUGUGGUGGACACAGUGAAUCUACUGAAGUUUGGUUGUACCCUUUGUCCAGCCUCCCUCAUGCUCAUACCAUGGACAAGAACAUGGUCAAUCACAGUAGCUCUGUUUUCAUCAGAUAUUACUGUUCUUGGUCUUUGCUGACCACCUCGACCUCCUCUCACACAAACUCUUCCUCUCAGAUUUCUAUCCAUUGUAGGGCCUCACAAACCAGUGCUCUCUGAACUGGCUUACUUUAUAUGUUCCCUCACAUCAUUAGCCACAAGUGUGAUCAAUUUUGAGUUGUUGUGUUCAAGUGGUGACAUCUGUGCUUUAAUUGUGUUUGACUUUUGUCACCUGUGCUCACCAUUAUGCAGCAUGGGUACAUCACAAUGAAAAUGUGUUGGCAAGUUGUGUCUAAACAGGUGAAAAGUGCUUAUAGUUUUGCCAAAAGAGUGAUUGAUUCAAUCAGUGGGUUCAGGCAACUGAGCAUUUGGUUCAGACAAUAGGGUUUAGUGUUUUAGCAAUUGAGAAAAACUGUAAAGUAGCUGUAAUUACUGUAAACCUCUUAAAAAGCCCACUCUUGAUCCAGGGGUUUUAGCCAACUAUAGACCAAUAUCUAACCUUCCCUUUCGCUCUAAGGUCCUUGAGAAAGCCAAUCAGUUGUGUGACUUUCUAAAUAACAAUAGUUUGAGGAUUUUCUGUCAGGAUUUAGAGUGCAUCAUAGCACUGAGACAGCACUGAUGAAAAUAAAUAAAAAAGAUCUUCUAAUUGCAUCGGACAAUGGACUUGUCUCUGUACUUGUCUUGUUAGAUCUUAGUGCUGCUUUUGACACCAUUGACCAUCACAGCCUAUUACAGAGACUGGGAACAUUUAAUUGGCAUUAAAGGAACCGCACUAAGCUGGUUUAAAUCCUAUCACUCUCAGUCUGUACAUAUUAAUAAUGAAUCCUCCAUGCACGCCAAAGUUCCGCAAGGUUCUGGCAUAUAUCCCUGAGAGCAAACUUCUCCCAUGUGCAUCAUAUGAUUGAUGUAAAUCAAAGUUUAAUUCAAGCUCACUCAUAAAUAAAGAUCGUUUGUGAUUGUU
Messenger RNA from Siniperca chuatsi (mandarin fish), 4995 nucleotides. RefSeq names its product cytochrome P450 27C1-like. Bases 167 to 1783 code for a protein of 538 amino acids. The record is from RefSeq and is a predicted model, not a curated record. Gene Ontology annotation, cellular component: mitochondrial inner membrane. The transcript is spliced from 9 exons. NCBI's taxonomy places the organism in Eukaryota, Metazoa, Chordata, Actinopteri, Centrarchiformes, Sinipercidae. Gene Ontology annotation, biological process: cholesterol metabolic process; cellular response to peptide hormone stimulus; C21-steroid hormone biosynthetic process. Gene Ontology annotation, molecular function: iron ion binding; oxidoreductase activity, acting on paired donors, with incorporation or reduction of molecular oxygen; heme binding.